GCAGAGGCUCUUUAAAGGCAGAGCAGUGAGGUGCUAGGCUAGGUUGGGAGGAGACUGUGCCCUGGCGAUGGCCCUACUUUCUUGCCUAGGUCCGCCCAGGUGGACAUCAGGUGCCCAGGCAGAGAGAAGCGUUUAGUGAGUGAGCCCGACUCAGAUGCAAGACCAGAGCUGGGUAAACAGACACAACAGGAACCGCCUGGAACCAGUGAGGAAUCAUGCUUACCUUUGCCUGGAGGAUAGCAGAAUGGUAAAUCUGACGCCAAGAGGUGGAGGCAUUUUCUUCCAGCAAUGAACUCCUCAUUCCACCUGCCUUUCUUGAAUCUCACCCUGAAUGCCUCAGAGGACACUUUUGGACCAAAUGCCACGAACAAGUCCUCGGCCUGUGAAGACAUGGGCAUCGCUGUGGAGGUGUUCCUGACGCUGGGCAUCAUCAGCCUCCUAGAGAACAUCCUCAUCAUUGGGGCCAUAGCGAAGAACAAGAACCUGCACUCGCCGAUGUACUACUUUGUGGGCAGCUUAGCAGUCGCUGACAUGCUGGUGAGCAUGUCCAAUGCCUGGGAGACCAUCACCAUAUACUUGAUAAACAAUAAACAUCUGGUGAUAGCGGAGACCUUUGUGCGUCUCAUCGACAACGUCUUUGACUCUAUGAUCUGCAUUUCCGUCGUGGCCUCCAUGUGCAGUCUGUUGGCCAUCGCGGUGGACAGGUACGUCACCAUCUUCUACGCCUUGCGCUACCACCACAUCAUGACGGCAAGGCGCUCGGGGGUGAUCAUCGCGUGCAUAUGGACCUUCUGCAUAAGCUGCGGCAUAGUUUUCAUCAUUUACUAUGAGUCCAAGUACGUCAUCAUUUGCCUCAUCUCCAUGUUCUUCACCAUGCUGUUCUUCAUGGUGUCUCUCUAUAUACACAUGUUCCUCCUGGCCCGGAACCAUGUCAAGAGGAUAGCGGCUUCCCCGAGGUACAGUUCUGUGAGGCAAAGGACCAGCAUGAAGGGCGCCAUUACCCUCACCAUACUCCUGGGGAUUUUCAUUGUGUGCUGGUCUCCCUUCUUCCUGCACCUUAUCCUAAUGCUUUCGUGCCCCCAGAACAUCUAUUGCUCUUGCUUUAUGUCUUACUUCAACAUGUACCUUAUACUCAUCAUGUGCAACUCGAUGAUCGACCCGCUGAUCUAUGCCCUCCGCAGCCAAGAGAUGCGGAGGACCUUAAAGGAGAUCAUCUGUUGCCAUGGCUUCAGACCAGUGUGUAGGCUCCUUGGCAGGUAUUAAACACUGACUCUCCUCUCUGCGCCUCUCAUCUCUC
Messenger RNA from Acomys russatus (golden spiny mouse), 1297 nucleotides. RefSeq names its product melanocortin 5 receptor (gene Mc5r). The record is from RefSeq and is a predicted model, not a curated record. Bases 289 to 1263 code for a protein of 324 amino acids. Gene Ontology annotation, cellular component: membrane. The transcript is spliced from 2 exons. Gene Ontology annotation, biological process: G protein-coupled receptor signaling pathway. NCBI's taxonomy places the organism in Eukaryota, Metazoa, Chordata, Mammalia, Rodentia, Muridae. Gene Ontology annotation, molecular function: melanocortin receptor activity.